Haliotis rufescens (red abalone) is the source of this 39245-nucleotide messenger RNA. RefSeq names its product MAM and LDL-receptor class A domain-containing protein 2-like. Bases 82 to 39081 code for a protein of 12999 amino acids. Gene Ontology annotation, molecular function: protein binding. Lineage: Eukaryota; Metazoa; Mollusca; Gastropoda; Lepetellida; Haliotidae. Gene Ontology annotation, cellular component: membrane. The transcript has 171 exons. The record is from RefSeq and is a predicted model, not a curated record.
GACUUAUAUCCGAGACACCUCCCCCAAAAGCCAGUCUUCAUUCGAAACGUCAAGGGGAAAGUGAACAUUCUCAUAGAAUGAAUGGUAGUUCCCCGAAGUAAGCGAAUGACAGGAUUUUUACCACUGCUCUUAUUGGCGCUGGCAGUUGAGUUUUCAGCUGUUGGCGCCCAAUUUGACUGCCCCUUUGAAACCGACUUCUGCCAAUGGACCCAAGCUCAAGGAACGGACAAAUUUGACUGGAAGCUGAUAGCUGGAAGUACCCUAACAGCAGGGACUGGCCCAAGCGGUGACCACACCACUGGCAAGGGACACUACGCCUACUUUGAAUCUUCCGUUGGUGCAAAUGGAGACAAGGCACAAUUGAUCAGUCCGACGUUGACGAUCGCCAGUGGUCACUCAAAAUGUCUGGUCUUCUACUACAACAUGUACGGGGAGCACGUCAACGCCCUCAACGUGUACGAGAAGACCAACACGGCCAAAAUGAAUAUCGUCUGGACGCGCCAUGGCAACCAGGGAGCCAACUGGACGGAGGCAAGAAUCAACCUACCAGUGGCUACAAACUUUCAGGUUGUAAUCGAAGCUGUUCGAGGACGGGGAUGGAAAGGAGACAUCUCCAUAGACGACACUAAGACUGUCAACGGCCCCUGCCCUCCGCUAGGAACCAUUUUACCAUCGGUACCCCCUGGGGCCAGGACUACUCCGAUGCCGGUGUCAACGUCGUGCAACUUCGAGACGAAAGCUGUUUGUGGCUACACUCAGGACAAGAGUGAUAACUUUGACUGGAGAUGGUCCACUGGUUCAACAGCAUCCGCCAUGACCGGUCCUAACAAUGACCACACUUACGGUACACCAGCAGGCCACUACAUGUACAUGGAGUCCUCUGAUGCCCGACCAAAUGCAAAGGCAAGGAUAAUCUCUCCAAGACUCCCAGGAAGUGGAACACGAUGCCUUCAGUUCUGGUACAGCAUGUUUGGUCAGCAGGUGAACACGCUAAACGUCUACGCCAAGUCCCGAAGUCUAGGCAAUGUAUUGUGGACACUGUCCGGGAACCAGGGGAUGGACUGGAAGAUAGCACAAGUGACCAUACCAGGGGGAUCAAACUACAACAUCGUGUUUGAAGCCAGUCGAGGCACAGGUGUCCAUGGGGACAUCGCCAUUGAUGACAUCCUUCUGAAACAAGGCUCAUGUCCACUGCCGGCGACUUGCGACUUCGAGCACGGCACCUGCACCUGGCUGAACACCCAGAGGAAUGAUGACUUCGACUGGAUCAUCCACCAGGGCAGCACUUCCACGGCCAACACGGGACCACCCAGCGACCACACAUCCAGACGAUCGACAGGUCACUACAUGUACAUUGAGUCAAGUGCCCCACAGAAACAUGGAGACAGAGCCCGCUUUGUCAGUGAAACACUCCCAAAGAGUUCCCAGAGGAAAUGCUUCCAGUUCUGGUACAACAUGAAGGGCAGCGACAUCGGCACCCUACGCGUCUACGUCGUCACGGGGCAGACCGAGACGGUCGCGUGGCAGCUUAGCGGGACACAACCGUCAACAUGGGGGUUCGCUAGAGUGCCUGUCUACUCCCCACACAACAACUUUAAUAUCAUUAUUGAAGGCAUUAUUGGAACUGGUCCUAGUGGAGAUAUUGCAAUCGAUGAUCUGGCGCUCAGAACAUACACAUGCGGAGUGACGCCAACAAAAGCUAAGCCUCUGUCAGCAACAACUACAGCCACCACCACAUUGAAGCCGACAUCAACUACUCCGAGGAAGUCCACUGCCUAUGUUCCAUCAUCGUCUAAGCCUGUCACCUGCAGUUUUGACAACGAUAUGUGCAGCUGGAUUCAAAUGAAGAACGACAACUUCGACUGGACGCGACAUCAGGGAUCAACAUCGUCCAUCGGGACUGGGCCCCCGAGUGAUCACACAACAGGCAAGGGGUACUACCUCUACACAGAGGUGAGUGGAAAGACGGCCAACAAGACUGCCAGAAUUCAAAGCAAGACCAUCACCCCUCGCAUGGUGACCCAGUGUCUGUCUUUCUGGUACCACAUGCACGGCGACCACAUCGGCACACUCAACGCUUACAUCAAGUCCACCCCCACCAUCGGUAGCCCGGUGUGGACCAAGACAGGAGCCCAGGGAUUGAACUGGAACCAAGCACAGAUCACCGUAUCCAGAGGGCACACGCCAUAUUCAGUUGUCAUUGAAUCUGUGACUGCUAACGGGUAUAGGGGAGACAUUGCCAUUGAUGACGUGGGAUUGGCAGAUGGAGCAUGUACAGGAGCAACUGGACCGACUGUCCACACCACUGUCCACCCAGGUCAGGUCGUCAGGAAAUGUGACUUUGAAGAUAAGGCAAUCUGUGGCUACACCCAGGACAAAACGGACACCUUUGACUGGACGUGGACGGCACAUACAACGACCAGCUACGGCACAGGACCUAGCAAUGACCACACAUAUGGAACAACAAGUGGGCAUUAUCUGUUCACUGAAGCAUCUUCCCGUAGACAGGGAGACAAAGCACGCAUCUUGACGCCAGUCUAUCAUGACACCCAGGCAAUGUGCGCCCAGUUCUACUACCAUAUGUACGGGGCUACGAUGGGAACUUUUAACGUCUAUGCUGAGGUCGGAAAUAGCACAGGUCGACCAUUAUUUUCACGUAAGGGUAACCAGGGCAACAAAUGGAUAGUUGGUCAGGCAACAAUCCCAACAUCCACUGCAACUUCCGCUUUAGGAUACCGGAUGAUGUUUGAAGGCGUCCGAGGCGCAAGCUACAGAUCAGAUAUAGCACUGGACGAUGUCAGUUUCACUGUGGGUGCAUGUUCAAAUCCUGGCGACUGCACAUUCGAAUCUGGUCUGUGCACUUGGAAGAACACUGCCAUUGGAGAUCAAUUUGACUGGACUGAGGACUACGGUGGGACGUCAAGUACCUCUACUGGACCUUCAGUUGACCACACCCUCGGCACGUCAAGAGGCAAGUACCUCUACAUUGAAACCUCGGCCCCACGACUGACUGGAGACAAGGCGUGGUUGGUCAGUGAAAGCUUUUCCCCUGUGACGUCCAGCGGCAGGUGCAUCAACUUCUGGUACAGCAUGUACGGGGCGACAGUCGAUACUCUCAACGUCUACAUCAGAGUGCCAGGGCGAACAGACUACAUGAUCUGGCAUCAAUCUGGUAACCAUGGCAACGGCUGGUUCAAUGGUCAGGCACCAAUCACAGAGAAGACCAAGAGUUACACCAUCGUGUUUGAAGGGAUCCGUGGCAGGAGUUAUUCUGGAGACAUCGCACUUGACGAUAUCUCCUUCACGACGUCGAACUGUGGAAUACUUCCGACGAAUGCCACUGCUGCUCCACAGACUACGGCACGAGUAACGACACAGGCAGUGGGGAAAGGAGCGUUUCCCUGCGACUUUCAGAACGACUUUUGUGGCUGGGUUCAGAGUACUAGAGCGGACCAAUUUGACUGGACGAGGAACCACGGUGGCACGGGCUCGUAUGGUACUGGUCCCUCAUCUGACCAUACCUUUGCCAACUCCAACGGCUAUUACAUCUACAUUGAAACGUCAGGCUCAAGGAAAACUGGCGACAAGGCUCAGCUGUUCAGUCCCCAGGUCAAGGCAGGGCAGAGCUGUAUCACCUUCUGGUACAACAUGUACGGUGGCAACGUCGGGGCACUCAACGUCUACAUUCAAACAGGACCAGCCAUUCCCUCAAAUCCUACAUGGAAGAGGAGUGGCACUCAGGGCACCCACUGGAUGAAUGGGCAGAUUUCAGUCAACCUCAAGACCCCUUUUAAUGUGGUGAUAGAAGGCGUGAGAGGCAAUGGCUUUCAAGGAGAUAUCGCCAUAGAUGACGUUAACAUCGCCAAUGGCUCCUGUUCAGCAGGAACAACAGUGGGGCCCUCGUCAAAACCAACCGCUGACAAAUGCAACUUUGAGGCCAGUAACCUUUGUGGGUUCACUCAAGACCACUCUGACAAGUUCGACUGGACAAGGGCUGUGGGGUCAACCUCUUCCUCUGGCACUGGACCUGGCAGUGACCACACUUAUGGGACAAGAUUAGGUCACUACAUGUAUAUUGAGACAUCUGCUCCUAGACGACCCAAUGAUGUUGCACGACUGAAUUCCUUCAUAUUGACUGGACCCACCUCACCAACAUGCGUAACUUUCUGGUACCACAUGUAUGGAACUUCAAUCGGUACUCUGAAAGUCUAUGUCUUGAGAAAUGGUGCCAGGGGUUCUCCAGUUUGGCAUUUGUCAGGAAAUCAAGGUAACUCAUGGAACAUCGCGAAGGUCUCUCUCAAGACUGUGUCAAGCAAUACGCCUUACCAAAUUGUCUUUGAGGGCAUCGUGGGAAGAAGCUACCUGGGUGAUAUUGCGAUCGAUGAUUUCAGCGUGACAGCAGGCGCCUGUUCAACAAGUGUGAACUGCAAUUUCGAUAGUGGGCUGUGUUCGUGGCGAAAUGACAAGACCGACAAGUUUGACUGGACUCUCAACAAAGGCACGACGGGCAGUGGAGGCACUGGGCCAACAACUGACCACACCAGUGGACAUGGAAAAUAUGUCUUCAUCGAAGCCUCAGCCCCAAGGGUUUCCGGAGACAAUGCCAGACUCCUCAGUGCCAACAUCCCCGCCUCCAACACAACCUGUUUCCACUUCUACUUCCACAUGUACGGCACCACGGUUGGCACGCUGCGGUUGUACUCCCAGCAGUCAGGCUCGAACCCACUGCCAAUAUGGGAGUUGACAGGGGCCAAGGGAAAUACCUGGCAACAAGGGCAAAUUAAAAUACCACCCACCACAUCAGACUUUAAGAUCAUCGUGGAAGGUGUCCGAGGUGGCAGCUGGACAGGAGACAUUGGCUUAGAUGACGUCACUAUUGACAAUGCAGCUUCAUGCCAAAGGAUUCCCAAUGCAGCAAGACCAACCGUGACCCAGAAACCAACAACUCGAAUAACCACCACAGCCAGAUCAACGCCGAAAUCAACACCCAGCACCAAACCAACACCAAAACCUACAGGUGGCAAGAACUUUAACUGCAACUUUACCUACGACACGUGUGGUUGGACGCAGGACACGAGUGACAACUUCGACUGGGCGAGACAUAGCGGACGUACAACGUCCAGUUUGACCGGACCAUCGGGUGACCACACCACUGGAUCAAGCUUCUACAUGUACAUCGAGACGUCAAGGAAUGGUUACAAUUCUCUCGCUCGGCUUGUCAGUCCACCUCUCACCUUGACCAAUGGUCAGACAAUGUGCCUCACCUUCUGGUACAGCAUGUAUGGCCAAACUAUCAACAACCUAAAAGUCUACUACAAGCGAAGUGGCGCACUGGGGAAUGCCGUGUGGUCGAAGCACGGAACUCAGGGUCCUACAUGGAAGAAAGCUACUGUUGACAUCACGGGAGCGUCUCCACUUCAGGUGGUCUUUGAAGCCAGUCGUGGAACAUCCUACACAGGAGAUAUCGCCAUUGAUGAUAUCAGUGCAGUUGCUGGCUCCUGUUCGGGGUCUUCAGGGACGGCAACAGGAAGCAUCCCGUCCCUGCUGUCGUGUGACUUUGAACCCACAGACAGCUGCGGAUAUCAUCAAGACACUUCUGACGACUUCGGCUGGACCAAGACGACUGGGACAACGGGUUCGGUUGCCACAGGCCCCACUGCUGACCACACCUACGGGACACGUGCCGGGCACUAUUUCUACAUCGAGACGUCAGCACCCAGGAGACAGGGUCAGAAAGCUCGGCUCCUCUCCCCCACCACCCACACUGGGGGGACCAACUGUCUCACGUUCUACUACAGCAUGUACGGGUCGCAGAUCGGCCAGCUGAAUGUCUACACCAAAGUUAACUCCCUAGGGUCACCGAUCUGGACCCGGAAGUCCAACCAAGGCAACAACUGGAAUGUGGCUCAAGUUACGAUCAAACCACAGUUUGCUUUCCAGCUUGUGUUCGAAGGGGUUGUUGGAUCUGGUUACCAUGGCGAUAUUGCAAUUGAUGACGUCAAUGUCACAGCUGGAGCCUGUGUUUCUCCUGGUACGUGCAACUUUGACAAACACACAUUCUGCACAUACAAGAAUGUAAAGGACGCCACAGACGAUUUUGAUUGGUUGCUGCAACGUGGCCACACAUCCUCUGUCAACACAGGCCCCACCGUCGAUCAUAGCAUGGGCAACACGCAAGGAACAUAUGCCUACAUUGAAACAAGUGCCCCAAGGAAAGCAGGUCAGAAAGCUAGACUUUACAGUGAAACGUUUAAACCAACGGGAGCCAACACCACUUAUUGCUACUCGUUUUGGUACCACAUGCAUGGCGCAUCUGUCGGAACUCUGAAGGUCAACUACGUCACCAAUUCUACCUACCCUGGUACCACCUUGUGGCAGCUGUCUGGUAACCAAGCCAACGCAUGGUCAUUUGGGCAGUUCCCUGUUAAAUCGGUUACGGAAUUCCAUAUUAUGUUUGAAGCUACGGUCGGGAGCAGCUAUACUGGUGACAUCGCCAUAGAUCAACUUAACUUCCACCCAGGGGUAUGUGGCCUGACUCCUGGAAAAGCACGCCCCCUCGGGCAGACCACGCCGGCGUCAACCACCCCGAGGUCGACAUACCCACCUACAGCCACGUCAUUGUCUGGAACAAUUAACUGCAACUUCGAGAGCAACAUGUGUGGCUGGACACAGGCCCAUAAUGACCAGUUUGACUGGACUAGACAGAAAGGCACAACAACAUCAGGUGGUACCGGGCCGGGAAAUGACCAUACCACUAGAAAGGGGUAUUACAUCUUCAUCGAGACAUCCUACCCCCGACAUAAUGGGGACAAAGCUCGCGUUGUCAGCCCUGUCGUCAACUCCCAGGGCACCAAGUGCCUGCAGUUCUACUACCACAUGUACGGCCCCCACAUCAACGCCCUCAACGUCUACACACAAGCUGGCUCCAACUUGGGCACGGCGAUCUGGACCAAAACCGGUACCCAAGGCAAUAAGUGGAUACAGGGAUCCGUGGACAUAAAUAUAAAGGGACAGUAUAAUGUCGUGUUCGAGGGGGUUCGAGGGGUCAGCUAUCUUGGGGACAUUGCCCUUGAUGACAUCACAUUCAAAGACGGCUUUUGUGAGGGAAAUGGGACAACCCCCAAGCCUGGUACCCUAUCGAAUCCUAUCGGUAAAUGUGACUUUGAGACCCCAUCAAUCUGUGGCUACACCCAGGAUAAGACUGACAGCUUCGACUGGACCAGAGCCAGCCAGACAACAUCAUCAGUUGGAACUGGACCAACUAGUGACCACACCUACGGGACAUCAAGAGGGCACUACAUGUACAUUGAGACAUCAGCUCCACGUGUUCAAGGAGACAUAGCACGUCUCGUGUCUCCCACGUACCCAGCCUCCAAUACUGACCUGUGUUUCAACUUCUACUACCACAUGUACGGUAGCCACAUCGGUACCCUCAACAUCAUGCUGUUGGCAAACAAACAACUGACGACUGUGUGGACCCUGUCUGGUAACCAAGGAAUGAAAUGGUCACUCGGCUCAACUACCCUUUCAGCAAAUGACUUGUCACGUAGUAAUUACCAGAUCGCCUUUGAAGGCAUCCGAGGCGUCAGCUACUUAGGUGACAUCGCCAUUGAUGACAUCAGCAUCACAAGUGGCGCAUGCGCAUCCCCAGGAUCCUGCAGUUUUGAGAAGGGCUACUGUUCAUGGACGAACCUUCAAGGCCAGGAUGACUUUGACUGGACACUUAACUCUGGUCGCACGUCCAGUUUUAGCACGGGGCCAUCAUCUGACCACACUCUCGCCAACAGUGCCGGUAAAUAUGCAUUCAUUGAGACAUCAUCUCCAAGAAGAUCUGGAGAUAAAGCGUGGCUGUCAAGUUCAACAUUCACGCCAUCAUUAACACGUUGCAUCUCCUUCUGGUACCACAUGAGCGGAAGUCAGAUCGGCACACUCAACGUGUACGUCAUCGUCGGCAACGUCAACACAACAGUGUGGUCUCUCAGUGGCAGUCAGGGCGACAAAUGGCUCAAUGGCCAGGCACCCAUAGCAUCAACGACAUCUUACAGAGUGUACUUUGAAGGAAUAUGUGGUGGCGGAUAUCGUGGAGACAUUGCCAUAGAUGACAUCUCUAUAACCCAGACAACGUGCGGAGUUGUACCUGCUGCAGCUAAUGUAAAUGGAAAUGGUACCAUCGCCCCUCUGACGUUGACGACCGCCACUCCUACACAACCAGCGACGGGCCCCUUCUUCUGCAACUUUGAUACUGGGCUGUGUAGUUGGACUCAGAUGGCUACAGACACGUUUGAUUGGUCAAGAAACAAGGGACCUACGACAUCUGUAGGAACUGGACCCCAGAGUGACCACACCAGUGGACAUGGCUUCUAUCUGUUCAUUGAGACCUCGGCUCCACGAAAGCCCAAUGAUAAAGCUCGAAUCAUCAGCCCCUCAGUAGCGCCCGGAUCCGGCACACAAUGUCUCACCUUUUGGUACUACAUGUACGGCGAUCACGUCAACGCUCUGAACGUCUACGCCAAGACUACACCUGCACUGGGAAACCUCAUCUUCACAGUCAAAGGAACCAAGGGCCCCAAGUGGAUUCAAGCAAGAAUAGACAUUCCAUCUAAAGUCCACUUCCAGGUUGUGAUAGAGGGCGUGGUCGGUCCAAGCUACAGAGGCGACAUAGCUAUCGACGACGUUAACAUCAACGAUGGACAGUGCACCCAAGCAACACCCAGCCCAGGAACAACAACAGGUCUUGACUGUAACUUCGAGAGUGCCUGUACAUACACACAGGACAAGACAACUGACAAGUUCGACUGGACCAGAAACGCGGGAAGGACCAGCUCAUUCGGCACAGGUCCUUCCGGUGAUCACACAUACGGGACCUCUAGAGGUCAUUACAUGUACAUCGAGACCUCUGCUCCCCGAAUUCAGGGCGACAACGCCCGCCUUGUGUCUGGCCCCUACACCCCAUCUGGUGCAAACCAAUGUCUAGAAUUCUACUACCAUAUGUACGGAUCCUCCACUGGCAUGUUCCGUGUCUACUUCAAAUCCAACAACAAUCUGGGAAAUGCUGUGUUCACAAAGCAAGGUAGCCAAGGCAACCGAUGGAUUCGAGGUCAAGUGUCCAUUCAAGCAAACACAGCGACGUUCAACGCUGUGUUUGAGGCUGUCAGAGGCAGCUCCUACAACGGCGACAUCGCUCUUGACGACAUAUCUGUGAAAGCAGGGACCUGUGCACAGAAGCCAGGAAAUUGCGACUUUGAAAUCGACAAGUGUAGUUGGAGUAACAUGAAAACGGAUGACUUCGACUGGGUUGUCGGGAGUGGUACGACAACUAGCUCAUCAACUGGCCCGUCUAGCGACCACACAAAAGGCAAUAGUCAAGGAAAAUACCUGUUCAUUGAGACCUCUGCCCCAAGACGUCCAGGAGACAAGGCAUUCCUCCAGAGUGCCUCGUUCAUGCCCACCACGGGCCGAUGCAUGUCCUUCUACUAUCUUAUGUUCGGCGCGACAAUCGGGACACUCAACGUCCUCGUCCAACCACAGAACCAGAAUGCGACUGUGAUUUGGUCUCUCUCUCGACAACAGCUGGGUACAUGGCAACAGGGGGUUGUACCUAUACCUCAACAAGGAGGCAACUACCAGUUGCUGAUUGAAGGGAUCCGCGGCCCCGGCUACACUGGCGACAUCGCCAUCGACGACAUAACCUUCUCAACACAGAACCCUUGCCCUCUGACACCAACGAAGGCUUUGGCAACAACACCAAUGCCGCCCAUAACGACCACAGUUGCUCUUGGAACUGCACCAGGUGGUUUCAACUGCAACUUUGACUCCAAUGCCUGUAGCUGGACACAAGACAAGACUGACGACUUCGACUGGACCAGAAAACAAGGUGGAACAUCCAGCUCUGGAACCGGGCCAAGCUCCGACCAUACAGCCAAAAAUGGCUACUACAUGUACAUUGAGACGUCAUCACCACGACGACCUGGCCAGAAAGCUCGCCUAAUCAGCCCGCCAAUCAUCGGUAAUACACGGAUGUGCCUAGUGUUCUUCUACCACAUGUUUGGCCCCCACAUCAACACGCUCAAUGUGUACUUCUCCAGGAAUGGUACUCUUGGGACCCCCGUGUGGACUAAACAACACACACAGGGCAACGCCUGGAAGAGGGGGACGGUGCAGAUAGCAGGGGGAAGCACAACCGCUUCCGUCACUAAUAUCGUAUUUGAGGGCUUGCGAGGAAUUAGUUACUUGGGAGAUAUUGCAAUCGAUGAUGUCAGUCUCGUCCCAGGUUCCUGUUAUCAAGCAACUGUUGCCCCGAGUCAAGGGAGCAUUCCUGCCUCGCCUAUCGACUGUAACUUCGAGUCCUCCAGCAUGUGUAAAUACUACCAGGACGAAACGGACACCUUCGAGUGGACGAGAAGGUCCUCAGGCACAUCAUCUUAUGGAACUGGACCGAGCAGUGACCACACAUACGGAACACGACUAGGUUCCUACAUGUACGUCGAGAGUUCCGCCCCUCGUCGCUAUGGUGACACUGCACGUUUGUGGAGUCCUACAUUCUCUGCCAAAAAUGGCCGAUGUCUCACAUUCUGGUAUCACAUGUAUGGCGCAACCAUGGGAACACUAUCAGUGUAUGCUGCCCAAAACACCACCAGGGUUAUCCUUGGUUCACCUAUCUGGCACCUCUCUGGUAAUCAAGGCAACAUUUGGAAACAAGAAUAUGUGCAACUUCCGAAUUACAAUUUGAUGCACGCUGUUUUUGAAGGGCGCAUUGGCAGAAGCUACACUUCAGAUGCAGCCAUUGAUGAUGUCAAACUUCUCCAGUCCUGUCCAACACCAGGCGAUUGUAACUUUGAAAGUGGUACUUGCGGAUGGUCCAAUUCUCGCACUGACCAGUUUGAUUGGGUGAGAUUGACAGGAAACGUUAACAAAUAUGGAACCCACCCCAACAAGGGAGACCACACCUUCGGCACAUCCAAAAACGGUUCCUACAUGUACAUUGGAGAUGGUAGAAGCGUUGCCGCCAAGGCCACGGCUGACUUUGUGUCCCAAUCCAUGAGUCCUACUGGAAACACAGGGCGAUGCAUCGUUUUCUGGUUCAUGCAGACUGGCACGUCUUUCGGUUCCAUCACCAUGUACAUAGUGCAGAACUCAACCCGGGUUCCUAUCUGGUAUAUGGACGGGGCUCAAGGAACCAGUGCCUCGGCAUGGGUGUACGGGCAGGCUACCUUCACCAGCACUAAACCUUACACUGUUGUUUUCUCUGUCGUACGUCUUGGAGGCGCCCACGGCUACAUCACUCUCGACGACAUUACCUUCAGACCAGGGCAAUGUGCAUUCCUGCCUGCACGGGCAGCAACCGGAUCAUCAGUUGCUCCACAGGCCAUGCUCUCGACGACACCAACACCGCUAACUGCAGCUCCAUCUCCCUAUGACUGUAACUUUGAGACAGGCCUAUGCAGCUGGAAACAAGCAAAGGAUGACCAGUUUGACUGGACUCGAAACAAAGGCGGCACAUCGAGCGGGAACACAGGACCGUCCGUUGACCACACCAAAGGAACAGCCUCUGGGUACUACGUCUUCAUCGAGACAUCGACGCCUAGGGUUAAAAAUGACAAAGCCAGAUUGGUCAGUGCUGUUGUGAAGGACACAACCAUCAAAUGCCUCCACUUCUGGUACCAUAUGUACGGACCCGAUGUCAACACGCUCAACGUUUAUACAAUGUCUUCUGGAAAGCUUGGCAGCCCUGUGUGGACCAAACAUGGAACCGUUGGGAACAAGUGGAUGGAGAUUGAUAUCAACAUCACGCCCAAUUCCACUUACCAGAUCGUUUUUGAAGGUGUCCGUGGGACAAGCUACCAAGGAGACAUUGCCAUCGAUGAUAUCAGUCUUACAAAUGGAUUGUGCGGGUCCCUCCACACAUGUGGAUUUGAAGAUCCAAAUAUCUGCAGUUAUCAACAGGACCCACGUGACAACUUCGACUGGACACGUACUCAUGGACGAACAGCCUCCUUUGACACGGGACCCUCGGACGACCACACCUAUGGAACAAGCUCUGGUCACUACAUGUAUACCGAGGCCUCUGGCAAAAGCAAGGGACAAAACGCUAGACUUAUCUCCCCUGUUCAGAAGGCCACAAACGCUGCUUGUUUGACCUUCUGGUACCAUAUGUGGGGCAAAGCAACUGGUACCCUUAACGUCUAUGCUAAAGUCGGCGAUCAGUUCGGUGGAGCAAUAUGGACGCGGUCAGGCAACCAAGGCAACCUCUGGUUACAAGGGCGGGCGACUGUCAAAUCUCAAGGAAGCUGGGAGGCUGUGUUUGAGGCUGUCAUGGGCAGCGACUACACUGGUGACAUCGGUCUUGAUGAUGUCCUCAUCUUAGACGGAGCCUGUGGAGCCCCAGGAAACUGUAACUUUGAGAAGGGCAAGUGUAUGUGGAAGAACAUUGGAGGAGAUGACUUUGACUGGAUCUCUGGAUCAGGAAGAACUUCAAGUGCUUACACGGGACCAGUCUCUGACCAUACCACCGGCGGUGCCACAGGAACAUACAUGUUUAUCGAGACAUCUGCUCCUCGGGUACCAGGCGACAGGGCGUGGUUUCAGAGUCCUCUCCUGCCUCCCUUCACCACCACCCAAUGCAUGAGCUUCUGGUACAACAUGUAUGGACACUCGAUUGGACUUCUGAACGUGUAUAUUGACAACCAGGCCAACACCACUCACACCUGGGUGUGGGGGCAGAGUGGAAAUAAGGGUCAGGCUUGGCUUCAGGGACGGAUGCCACUGUCUGUUCAAAAAACUAGCUUCAUGAUACGGUUUGAAGGCGUGCGAGGCUCUGACUACUACGGAGAUAUAGCCAUAGAUGACAUUACAUUCACCACCUCAGCUUGUGGAUAUAUACCUUCAUCGGCAGACCCGUCAAAGAUUGCAUCGACCACUGUUCACUUGACAAGCCCAACACCCAGCACAUUUGUUUCACAGUCCAAGUAUGACUGUGACUUUGAGACUAACCUGUGCUCAUGGACCCAAGCCAAAGAUGAUCAGUUUGACUGGACGAGAACACAGGGUCCAACCGGCAGCAGCAGUACCGGUCCAACUGUCGACCACACCAAAGGGACGAGAAAUGGCUGGUACAUGUACAUUGAAACAUCAGCGCCUCGUAUCGAGAAUGACACAGCACGGCUCGUCUCUGCCCAGCUGACAACCAAUCAGGCCUACUGUCUCCAGUUCUGGCACCACAUGUACGGGCCGAACAUCAACAGACUUACUGUCUACCUACGGCAUGGAUCAACCCUUGGUAAUCCGAUAUGGUCCAAAAUGAAGUCCCAAGGCAACAAAUGGAUCUUUGGACAAAUACAGAUUGCAAAACAAACAUCAUCAGUCAACAUCGUGUUCGAGGGAAUCCGAGGCCCCAGCUAUGCCGGUGAUAUUGGCCUAGAUGACAUCAAGGUCAUCGCGGGCACGUGUCCCUCUAAAGACGGACUCAGCUGCACAUUUGAGCCUGCAGACCUGUGUGGAUGGACACAGGACAAAACGGACACCUUUGAUUGGUCACAGCAAGGUGGAAGGACAGGAUCAUUUGGCACAGGUCCAAGCAGUGAUCAUACACUCGGAACGAUUACUGGCAAGUACAUGUACAUUGAGACGAGUGCUCCACAGAAACAAGGCGACUAUGCACGCCUUAUUAGCCCGACGGUCAACACACUGGCACCCCAGUGCAUGUCAUUCUACUACAACAUGUAUGGUAAGAACAUAGGCAUGCUCCAAAUCUACAUCAAGACUACAGGCAACCUGACGUCCCCAAUCUGGUACAAGACACUGAACCAGGGCAACUCGUGGAUCCCGGGACAAGUCACAAUAAGUGGUCAACAACCCUACCAGGUUGUGUUUCAAGGCGUCGUUGGAAAUGGCUAUGAAGGAGACAUUGCAAUCGACGACGUCAGUGUAGCAGUGGGCGCUUGCCAGAUGCCAGGGAACUGUGACUUUGAACGUGGGCUCUGUACCUGGCGAAAUCUUCAUGGUGUAGACAAAUUUGACUGGAUCAUCGGUAUUGGGUCAACAUCAAGUCAAUACACUGGACCAAGCUUUGACCACACCGUAGGAACAUCUGCAGGGCAUUACGCCUUCAUCGAGUCGUCAGGCCGGACUGCGGGCGACUCUGCAAUGCUGAUGGGCCGCCUGUUCAAGCCAACGAAUGGGAUGUGUAUGAGUUUUUGGUUCCACAUGUACGGUGCCGACUCUGGCACACUGAACGUCAACCUCAAGGGCCCCAACACCACGACAACUAUCUGGACACUGUCAGGUGACAGAGGCGAUGUCUGGACACAGGGUCGGGUCAAGAUCUUUAACAAGAACCCCUUUAAUAUGAUAUUCCAAGCAAUAAGAGGAAAAGGAUACAAGAGCGAUAUCGCCAUUGAUGAUGUCGUAUUCACAGAUGCCUCUUGUCAAAUCCUUCCAUUCGAAGCCAACCCUGCCGGUCCUACACUGUCUCCGAUACCAACGUCGUCAUCAGCACCGUCCACUACGCCGGUUCCAUCCCCUUAUGACUGUAACUUUGAGACGGGCUACUGCAAGUGGACACAGGCCAAGGAUGACCAGUUUAACUGGACCCGAGCUCGUGGCCCUACCGUCACUCAGGGGACUGGGCCCUCUAGUGACCACACUACAGGAAAUGGAAACGGAUAUUACAUCUUCAUCGAGACUUCAUAUCCGCGAAAGCCAAACGACACAGCCCGUCUGUUGUCCCCAAGUCUGUCAAGCACAUCUGGCUCAUGUCUGCGCCUGUGGUACCACAUGUACGGCCCUCACAUCAACAGACUCAGCGUCUACACCGUCGUCGCCACCAAAAGAACGCAGAUAUGGACCAGAGCAGGAACUCAGGGCAACAGUUGGAAGCAGGCUGUCAUUGACAUUACAAGUCCACAGACAUUCCAGAUUGCCGUUGAAGGGAUGCGUGGUCUAAGUUUCCAAGGCGACAUAGCUGUUGAUGACAUUAACUUCUCCAACCACCCAUGUCCUUCAUCAACAAUUGCCGACUGUGAUUUCGAGGACAUCCACCUGUGUGGCUUUCAUCAGACCAGGACAGGCGACAAGUUUGAUUGGACUUGGACAACACAGAGGACCUCUAGCGUCAAUACUGGACCCAACGCUGAUCACACAUACGGAACCAACAGAGGUCAUUAUCUGUACACGGAGGCCAGCUCUCCACGUCGGAGGGGUGACAACGCCUUACUAAUAAGUCCAAUCUACCCGCCGAGCUCCGGCGAGUGUCUUCAGUUCUAUUAUCACAUGUACGGUUCAACAAUGGGCUCAAUGAAUGUGUACAGACAGCCGGCUUCUGGUCCAAGGGUAAAGAUCUGGAGCAAAUCUGGUAACCAAGGCAACACGUGGCAGAUCUCCCAAGUAUCCCUGACAAGCACCACCAAUUUUACCAUAAUAUUUGAAGGCAUCAUUGGCAGUAGCUACUACAGCGACAUGGCCAUCGACGACGUCAGUAUCAAAAACGGUCGCUGCGCCCUACCAGGAAACUGCGACUUUGACAACGGCUGGUGUACAUGGAUAAACGUAAAAUCUGGAGACAAAUUUGACUGGCUGCUUUUGAAAGGUCACACAACAAGUUCAUAUACGGGACCAAGCUUCGAUCACACAACGCAAAGUGCCAAUGGUCAGUACGCCUAUAUCGAAUCAUCCAGCCCCCGUCGUCCAGGUGAUAAUGCGCUCCUUGAGAGUCAGGUCUUCCCUUCCACUGCUCUCCGGUGCUUCAAGUUCUGGUACCACAUGCUAGGCAGUGGAAUUGGGACCCUCAAUGUGUACAAAGUGUCAGGGAACAACAAGGUCUUGAUGUGGUCACUCAGCGGAAACCAAAAAGAUUUCUGGCACUUCGGGCAGUUUGGAAUCAAAAGCCCAACUGGCACAUACAAGAUUCAACUCGAGGGCAUUGUUGGGAGCAGCUACACAGGCGACAUUGCUGUCGACGACGUCAGCUUCACUAACGACAACUGUGCCAUUCAACCAACUACAGCCAACCCCAGCUUGCAGUCGACAACGUCCACAGUGCCACCUAGUCCAACAUCACAUUUCUCAACACCCACACCCACUCAAUACGACUGCAACUUUGAAUCUGGCACAUGUAUGUGGACUCAGUCCAUGACUGACGACUUCAACUGGACCAGGUCCCAAGGUCCCACAGGGUCACUGGAAACUGGACCCACUAACGAUCACACCAAAGGCACUGGACAAGGAUGGUACAUGUUCAUCGAAACAUCAAGUCCAAGGAAGCCAAACGACACUGCCCUUCUUGUCAGUCCGGUGAUCCAGGCCGGGCCUACCAGAUGCAUCAGUUUCUGGUUCAGUAUGUAUGGCCCGGAUGUUAAUACGCUCAAUGUUUAUAUGAAACCAUCCACGGGAGGUUCAGGGAAGGGAACGCUCAUCUGGACUCGGUACGGAACUCAGGGCAAUCAGUGGAACCAUGCUGAUGUCACCGUCAUACCCAGUGGAAACUACCAGAUACUGUUUGAGGGUGUCAGAGGACUAAAUUUCAAGGGGGACAUUGCCAUCGAUGACAUCAGAGCUGCUAUGGGACCAUGCCAAUCAAUAGCCUCAAGCCACUCAUGCAACUUCGAAUCAGCAACUGUGUGUGGCUACACUCAGGACAAGACAGACGUGUUUGACUGGACCUGGCAACAUGGGUCUACCUCCAGCUCCGGGACAGGUCCCACGACAGACCACACGACUGGCACACAUUAUGGCCACUACGUCUACAUCGAAACCUCUGCACCGCGACGUCCCAACGACACAGCACGUCUGAUCAGCCCCACCUACACAUCUACCAACGGUCAGCCACGCUGCGUGCAGUUCUUCUACCAUAUGUACGGUAGCAAUAUCGGCACCUUUAAUGUGUAUAGUAUUCCGGAAAAUAACCCAACCAACAACUUAACUAAUCCAUCAUGGACUAGGUCGUAUAAUCAAGGCAACAGAUGGUUGAAGGCAUUGGUUCCUGUCUACACGCCUGGAAAUUUCAAGGUCGUCUUUGAAGGCAUAGUUGGUACAAGCUUCCUGGGUGACAUUGCCCUGGACGAUGUUUUGGUCGGUCAGGGAGCAUGCCCUAAAUCAGGAUUCUGCGACUUCGAGCAAGACAUGUGCACUUGGUCCAACACUCGUUAUAACGACAAUUUUGAUUGGAUGCGGUCAAAGGGUAGGACAACUAGCAGUAUGACCGGUCCCAGCGUUGACCACACUCUUAGCAGUGGCGCCGGUUACUACAUGUUCAUGGAGGCCAGUUCACCUCGACUUCCUGGAGACCGGGCGCGUCUCAUGAGCCAGACCUAUCCUCCGGUCACUGGCGGCGCGUGUAUGCAGUUUUGGUAUCACAUGUACGGCUCGGACAUCGGCACGCUCAGAGUGAAAGUGUUGGUCAACAGCAGUCACGACUCAACAAGCACCGAGGCGACUUUGUGGGAGGUGAGCGGCGACUCUGGCGAUCAAUGGAAUAACGGACAAGUGAACAUCUCCAAGAUCUACACCAGUAAACCCUAUCAGAUAAUCAUCGAGGGAGUAAGAGGGAAAGGUUACCAUGGCGACAUUGGCUUGGAUGAUAUCAGCGUUACCAAAACCCCAUGCCAGACUGUGCCGAGCUAUGCACCACCAUCAAGCCAAGUCUCAGGCAGUGCAAUGUGCGGCUUUGACUCAAACAACAUCUGCAGCUGGACCCAGAGUUUAGCGGACAACUUCAACUGGACACUCAACUCUGGACAUACACCAUCUUCAGGCACUGGACCUAUCGGCGACCAUUCUGGAAUGGGGUCUUACCUUUACCUGGAGUCAUCCUACCCAAGGAAGCCUGGCGACAAGGCUGUGCUGGUGUCCCCAGUGUUGCCCCCAACUGGCACCACCUACUACUGCUUUAAUUUCUGGUACCACAUGUAUGGACCAAACAUCGGCGCCCUCAAUAUUCGGGUAAACAUCGGUGGACAACAGCUGUUGAAGUGGACCAAGUCCGGUACACAAGGAAACAGAUGGCAACAAGGACAUUUUAACAUUAUCAGCAAAACCAAUUUCCAGAUCUUUAUUGAAGGAACAGUGGCGAAUGGAGUCUUCGGUGACAUCGCUAUUGAUGAUCUAAGCAUGGCUGCCAACGCCUGCCCUGGAACAAAACUGUGCGACUUUGAGAUUGACACCUGCGGCUACACACAAGAUAAAACGGACAACUUUGAUUGGCUGAGACAUUCACAGGGAACGACGAGUUUUGCAACAGGGCCGAGCGUAGAUCACACGGAAGGAACAGCUGGUGGUUACUACAUGUAUAUUGAGGCCUCAGCUCCACGCUUACCACACGACAAGGCAAGAAUGGUCUCCCCAGCAUACCAGCAGACAUCCGCAGAGUGCCUGCAGUUCUACUACCAUAUGCACGGCAACACCAUGGGCAGCCUCAACGUCUACGUCUCUGUCAACGGCAACAGGGGCAGCCCCGUGUGGACACGGAGUGGUGAACAGGGAAACAAGUGGAUUCUUGGAGAAGUGACCGUCAAGGCAUCCACUAAAUAUCAGGUGGUGUUCGAAGGUGUUCGAGGAAGCAGCUACUACAGCGACAUUGGUCUCGACGACAUCUACAUCGACAAUGCGGCAUGUCCGACGCCUGGCUCUUGUGACUUUGAAACUGGACUCUGUGCCUUUACAAAUAUUCAAGGGGAUGAUUUUGAUUGGACACGUGCUAAGGGUGCUACCCAAUCGUAUUAUACCGGUCCUUCCACUGACCACACCACAAACUCUGUGAAUGGCUACUACAUGUUCAUUGAAUCCAGUUCCCCAAUGGUGACGGGUGAAAAGGCGUGGCUUCUUAGUGAGAAGUUGCCAGCUACAACAGGCUCUUGUCUCACUUUCUACUACAACAUGAACGGAGCAGGUAUGGGAACUUUAUCCGUGUACCAACUGGGCACGUUGUCAAACAAGACCAUCUUCAGUGUCACUGGGAACAAAGGCAAUGUCUGGCUGCAAGAUCGGGUAACUCUCACCUCAAACACUCCCUAUCGGUUCAUGUUUGAGGGCAAAAAGGGAGUAAACUACACAAGCGACAUGGCCAUUGACGACGUCAGCCUGCUAGUCGGAAAUUGUGCCUCUCAGACGACACCAGGACCCUCGACAGUCCAGCCUGUGUCCACCACAGCUCCACUUUACAGCUGCGACUUCGAGCAUGGCUCUUGUGGAUGGUCGCAAAGUUACACUGACUCAUUCGACUGGACGCUCCACCAAGGCUCCACCGGAAGUGUAGGAACUGGACCAAGCUUUGACCACACAACGAUGAGCACACAAGGCCACUACAUCUACAUCGAAGCGUCGGGGAAGCAGCCAAACGCAUCAGCCGCCUUUGUAAGCCCAACGUUCACAACAACAGGUCCGACGUGCGUCACGUUCUGGUACCACAUGUACGGUUACCAUGUCAACCGUCUUGGAGUCUAUCUGCAGAGCACCGGCAAGUUUCAACAACAGUGGACCAAAAUCGGUACCCAGGGAAAUCAGUGGAAAUAUGCUGAGGUGGAAAUAGGAGCAGUCAUUAAUACCCAGGUUGUGUUUCAAGCCCUGCGUGGUAUCGGCUACCAAGGAGAUAUUGCCUUAGAUGACCUCAAGAUUCUCAACGGAGCCUGUCCUGCGCCAUCAUACUGUGACUUCGAAGACAUUAAACUGUGCGGCUACACCCUGACCAGCACUGAUUGGUCAAGAACACAAGGGACUGGACCAGUCAAAGACCACACAUAUGGAACAAGCCAAGGGCAUUAUAUGUAUAUCUCCCCCAAUCCUGCCACAAUGAAAGUAACGAAGGCCCAGAUGUACAGCAAGCAGUACCCUCCACCACCCAAUGGCCAGUGCGUCUCAUUCUGGUAUAUCAUGAGUGGUCGUAAUGGCGGUACCUUCAACCUGUACGCCAAGCAGGAGAGCGACAAGACCCUGGCCAAGCCCAAGUGGAGUCUGUACGGAGACCAGGGCAACAGGUGGAAGCUUGCUAGGAUUGAUGUCACUGCACAAGAGAAAUACCAGCUCGUGUUUGAGGCAAUUCAGGGCAGUGGCACAGGAACUUUCAUUGCCCUUGACGACAUCAGCGUGUCCAGCGCUUCCUGCGCCUCCGUUGCCUCCUGCGACUUCGAAAACAGUUUUUGCAGCUGGAUGCAGUCCAAGUCAGAUGAUUUUGACUGGACAAGGCGUCGGGGGAGCACACCGUCCUCCUUUACCGGACCCAUGACUGACCACACACUCGGAAGUAGCACAGGUUACUACGCCUUUAUUGAAUCCAGUUCCCCAAACAAGGCAGGCGACAUCGCCACCCUCCAGUCCCAGAUCAUCCCAAUGAACAGUGCAGUGCCUAACUAUUGUCUCAGCUUCUGGUACGACAUGAACGGUGCCUCCAUCGGCAGCCUCAACGUCUCCCUCCAGUACCCUCAGUCUCAGCCUCAGAUGAUCUGGUCGCUUAGUGGUGCCCAAGGCAACAAGUGGCAACAAGCUUUUGCCAGGAUAGACAACCCAUAUGACAACUUCGAGUUGUAUAUUUCUGCAUCUGUGGGCUCCAGCUAUACGGGAGACAUCGCCAUUGACGACCUUAACCUUAUCACCGACUCCUGUGACAGCGCUCAAAAAGGGGCAAAUGGCACCUUCUUCUGCCAGGACACCGCCAACACAAGCGUCCCUCUGUCGAACGUUUGCAAUUUCAUCCGUGACUGUCCAAACGGAAACGACGAAUUACAGUGUGGUGACUGUGGAUUUGAGGGCACUUACUGCACUUGGACAGAUGAUAGUCAAGGAAGCUUCCAAUGGACCCUGGGACAAAAUGAAACCAGGACGUCAAACACUGGUCCCAGCUUUGACCACACCUAUAACAGCCCUAAAGGCACGUACCUGUAUGUUGACGCAAGCUACGGCACAAGGAGCAGUGUAGCAGAGUUGGUUGGCCCCAAGCUGGGUGCCUCCAGUUCCACCUGUCAGAUGUCCUUCUGGUACUUCAUGUAUGGAGCAGGUAUUGGCACACUGAAUGUGGCAGCCCGGGCAGACAACAGAGACACCGUACUGUGGGAGAGACACGGGAACCAGGCUAAAAAGUGGCUCAAUGGAAUAAUUGACAUCGGAAGGAUAUCUACCUCAUUCAACAUCGUCAUCCAAGGCAGCAGAACAUUCAGUGUGCUGGGCGACAUCGCUAUCGACGACGUCCAAUUCAUCAACUGCAACUUCCCUCCUGUUCAACCAACCUGUAGCGGAAGUCAGUUCAGAUGCAAGAGGGGUGCAUGUGUACCAAACUCCGACCGCUGCGACUUCUCUGACGACUGCGGAGACGGUAGUGACGAAACCCAAUGUACAAGCUACCCGGCACGGUGUGACUUUGAAACCAGCCUCUGCAGCUGGACACAGGAUAAGGGAGACAACUUCGACUGGACGAGAUCCAACGGUCAGACAAGCUCAGUUGAAACCGGACCAUCACGUGACCACACCAGAGGAACAUCUCUUGGUUACUAUCUAUUCAUUGAGACGUCAAGCCCACGUAAGCAAGGAGACAGGGCCCGUCUUGUUAGUCCGACCUUCAACCCAACCAUGAGCAGGAAACGAGCAGCGACAACGUGCACGCUCCGGCUCUACUACCACAUGUACGGCAGAUCCAUUGGGGCUCUGACUGUCUACAGUCGAACAUCAACAAACGGAGCUUUACAGAAGAUCUGGACCAAAACCGGAAAUGUUGGAGAUUUCUUUGAGAGAGCAGACAUCCAAAUUUACGCUGCACAAACAUUCCAAAUUGUCAUUGAAGGUGUCGUUGGCAAUGGCUACACAGGCGAUAUCGGCAUUGACGACUUGUCAGUAACACCCGGAUGUGUACCGAGUUCAUCGGUUCUUCCAACUGGCUCGCCAACCCCUCCGACCACGCCGAACCCAUGUGGUUUUAACCAAUCAAAAUGUGACAACGGCCAGUGCAUCCCAGCAUCUCAAGUGUGUGACUUCAUCGUUCAGUGUCUGGACAAAUCUGACGAGAAGAGCUGCGGUACCUGCACCUUUGAGAAUGGCCAAUGUGGCUGGAUGGACAUCAGCACCGGUACCUACAAGUGGAGCUCAUACCAAGGAGUUGCUGGCACAGUCGGCCCCAGCGUCGACCACACCGACAACAACCAAACCGGCCACUACAUGGUGCUUGGACAAGGGUCAGGGGUCUACAAGAGCCGCGGUCAACUGGCCAGUCCUAUCUUUGGGGCAACUGGACCCAGCUGCCGGAUGAGCUUCUACCACCAUAUAUUCGGAAUGAGCGCAGGCAACCUGCGUGUGCUGCUGCAACAUAGCACACAUCCUAAUGACGUCGUCACUCUGUGGAGCCACACUGGUAACCAAGGCAACAGCUGGAUAACAGACACAGUUGACAUUGGGCAAAUCAAUGCUGGCUACAGGGUUGUGUUCGAUGGUCUGCCUUCACCAGGCUACGGAAAAUACGAUGUCGCCAUUGAUGAUGUCACAUUCCUGGACUGCCAGACGGGAGUAGUGUACAACGAUACAAGCAUGAACUGUACCUUCGAAACCGGAUACUGCGGAUUCUUCCAGGAGUCACUGGACAACUUCGACUGGACCAGAACCAAUCGAUCAACACCAUCAUCGGGAACUGGUCCUGAUCGGGACCACACCACCGGACACGGAUUCUACAUCUACAUCGAAACAUCUUCUCCACGACGAUAUGGCGAGAAAGCACAACUCACUUCUGGUGUCCAGAAAGCAACUGACCAAACUGGCGCCUGUCUGACGUUCUGGUAUCACAUGUUUGGACCCUAUGUUAGCACCCUGAAUGUGUACAUGAGAACAGGAGGUUCCACUGUCAACAACUCGGUCAUCUGGACCCGUUCCAAGUCCGUAGGGAAUGUGUGGACUCAGGCACAGAGAUGGAUUACCAGCACUCAACCGUAUCAGGUUAUGUUUGAGGGUACCGUUGGCCAAAGUUAUCUGGGAGAUAUCGCACUUGAUGAUAUAUCACUCAUGCCAGGACCGUGCCCUGCUUCAUAUGUAUGUGACUUUGAGGUCGACACCUGCGGUUACACGCAAGACACAAAUGAUAACUUCGACUGGACUAGAUGGAGAAAUGGUACCACUUCGCUUAAUACUGGGCCCAGCUACGACCACACUACCGACAGCGGCUUAGGAUACUACAUGUACAUUGAGUCAUCGACACCGAGGGUUGGGGGAGACACAGCACGAUUGACCAGUCCAUCAUACCCAGCAGUCACGGCGCCGAAAUGUGUCAAGUUCUGGUACCACAUGUACGGGAAUCAGGUCGGCCAGUUGAACGUGUACGUCAAGUCUCAAGGAGUGAUGGGGACGGCGGCUUGGUCCAAAUCCUUCAACCAACUGAACCAGUGGCAUCAUGGAACAGCUGAUGUAAACAAACAGACCUCAUGGCAGAUUGUGUUCGAAGGCGUUAUAGGAUCUGGUUACCACGGCGACAUUGCAAUUGAUGACAUCCGUAUCGUUGACGGCAAAUGUCCUGUACCCGGAAGUUGCACAUUCGAAUAUGACACGUGUGGUUACAGCGAUGGACACAACAACGGCGACCAGUUUGACUGGUUGAGGAGCUCAGGAGGGACACUUUCGGUUGGAACAGGACCCAGCGUCGACCACACAUCAAACUCAGACCAAGGAUACUACAUGUACAUUGAAGCCAGUGGACGUAACAAGAACGACAGAGCCUGGCUGUACAGCGAAUACCUCCUCCCGACAUCAUCUUCCUGCCUCUCCUUCUGGUAUUUCAUGUAUGGAACGGACGUGGGAGCACUGCGCGUCUAUCAGGCAAAUCCCUCCAAGAGCACGCUCAUCUGGUCUAUGAAUGGAAACCAGGGACAGCAGUGGAUCAACGCCAGGCUCCACAUCAACAGCACCGUCAGCUACCAAGUCAUCUUUGAUGGCGAAAUUGGGACGGGUUAUCAUGGAGAUAUAUCUAUUGACGACAUCGCCAUAACACUUGGUCUCUGCAACGCAACCACCGCGACCACCCCAACUGCAGCCAUCACCACCGUGACCUAUGCCCCAACUGUUGUUGACUGCAACUUUGACAGCGACAACAUCUGUCAUUGGCAUCAAGACACCACCGACGACUUUGACUGGACCUUACAACAGAAUUCCACAGGCUCUAUCAACACUGGACCAACAUUUGACCAUACCACACAAACAUCUAAGGGGUACUACAUCUACACAGAGGCUUCUGGUAAGAGGGGCAAUUAUACAGCUCGAAUCAUAAGCCCCAGCAUAACAGUCGACACAGUGGGGAAAUGUCUAAAGUUCUUCUUCCACAUGUACGGAGGACAAGUGGGGCGUCUCGAUGCAUACGCAAUGCAAGGGACAACACUCGGCAAGCCAAUUUUCACCAGAAUCGGUGACCAAAACAAUCGGUGGAACUACGGUGAUAUUUACCUGACCCCUCAAACCCUAUCCACCCCGCAGACAGGAUCCACUGUCAUACAGCUUGCGUUUGAAGGUAAAAUCGGGACAGGUUACCAAGGAGACAUUGCUCUUGACGACAUCUCGCUCAACGAUGGACCAUGCCCACCUGACCAAGUAUGUGACUUUGAAUCCCCCGACAUCUGUAGUUAUCGCCAAGAUCAAACAGACAAUUUCGAUUGGACACGAGCACAUGGAUCGACUUCGUCGUCUGGCACGGGUCCACCUAACGACCAUACAUAUGGAACUUUCAAUGGUUACUACAUGUACAUUGAGGCUUCGGCUCCGCGGAAACAAGGUGACAAAGCUCGUCUGAUUGGCCCUCAUUUCAACAAAAUUAGUGGACAGUGUCUUCAGUUUUACUAUCACAUGAAUGGAGUUACCAUGGGAACGCUGAAUGUGUAUUUCAAGAAACAGGGCAGUCUUGGACACGCAGUCUGGUCGAGGUCCGGUAACCAAGCUACCGAUUGGCUCCCAGCUCAGAUAAAUCUAAACAGCGACGUGCCAUUUAAUGUGAUCUUCGAGGGCAUAGUUGGGAGGUCCUACUACAGUGACAUAGCAAUCGAUGACAUCACAGUCAAGCCUCGACUCUGCCAGCCUUCAGGAGGUUGCGAUUUUGAAUUUGAUACCUGCUUAUGGACUAACGCCGUCGUUGGAGACGACUUUGAUUGGCUGAGAGGCAGUAAGAGCACAGGUUCAUUUGGCACGGGACCAACAACUGACCACACUCUUGGAUCAGCACAAGGUCACUACAUGUACAUUGAGUCAUCUAGUCCAAGAAAACAGGGAGACAGAGCGCGGUUGACGUCCGAGGUUCUGAAAAUGACCACUGGGGGGUGUCUGACAUUCUGGUACAGUAUGUAUGGAGCAGCCAUGGGAACUCUCAAUGUCUACCUUGACCCCUCUGUUGCAACACCAAAUGCACCUCUACAGAACCUUUGGCAUCGCACGGGCAACCAGGGCAUGCAAUGGGGCAAUGCAGCUGUGUCUGUUCAGUCCCCAGCUCAAUUCAGAAUCAUAUUCGAAGCUAUUGUCGGAACAAGCUACACUAGCGACAUCGCUAUUGAUGAUCUGAGAGUCACACCAGGACUAUGCUCAUCCAUCAGUGCACCAACUCAAUUCACCUGCAAAAAUGGACAGAAAAUCUCAGCAAGUAAAGUGUGUGACUUCAGCCAGGACUGUACUGACAACAGUGAUGAACUAGCCUGUGGCAACUGUACAUUUGAAUCAGGUCUCUGCUCGUGGAAUGAUGCAAGCAAGGGGUCCUUCAGAUGGCAGAUUGGUCAGAACAGCACCAUGACGUCCACAGGUGGGCCAAAUGUAGACCACACAAUGGGAACAAUUUAUGGACACUUUUUGUACGUUGACAGUGCCAAAGGAACUGCAAAUUCACAGGCAACAUUGACCAGUCCUACAAUGAGGCAGUCCUCAUCCACGUGUCAGAUGCGCUUCUAUUACAUGAACAGUGGAACCAGUUAUAACAAUGGACAGAUAACAAUAUCCAUUCAGCUUGGAUCAAGAACAACUGUCAUCUUAAGAGAAACUGCCAGAACAGGAAACGUGUGGACACUCGGAUAUGCAGACAUUGGCAGAAUAAGUGCAUCAUUCCAAGUACUUGUCGAAGCAACCAGAAGCUACUAUUCAAGAAGUGUAGUAUCUGUGGAUGAUAUUGCCUUCAUCAACUGUGCGCUCCCAGCGGUCCAAGUCAGCUGUAAUGCAACAACACAGUUCCAGUGUGCGAGUGGAGCUUGUGUGGACCUGUUCCGAAUUUGUGAUACUACCGAUGAUUGUGGAGAUAACAGUGAUGAAGCCAAAUCCCUCUGUCUCGGGGCAUCGACGUGCACCUUUGAACAGUCUUUCUGUCACUGGACACAGAGCACAAAGGAUAAUUUCAACUGGAUAAGACAAAGAGGACCAACAUCAUCAGGAAGCACUGGGCCAACGAGAGACCACACUACCAACAUGAAUUCUGGGUACUACAUCUAUAUUGAAUCUUCUGCUCCUCGCAGAACAGGUGACAAAGCACAACUUCUUAGCAGAGUGAUCCAACCUGCUUCAUCAUCGGAUCAUUGUUCCUUAACGUUUUACUACCACAUGUAUGGCGUGGGGACAGGGUCGCUGAACGUAUACAUGGUAACUCAGAGAGGAGGAUAUGUGCAGAAGAUGUGGAGCAAGACUGGAAACAGGGGCGACUUAUGGGCAAGAGCAACAGUUCCCCUUACAAACACCCAGAACUUCCAAAUAAUGAUAGAAGGAGUCCGUGGAACUACAUACACUGGUGAUAUAGCUGUUGAUGACACUGUAAUCAGUCCAAAUUGCAGGAUAACAGGUAUCACACUACCAACGGCAUUGUAUCCCGCGACAUCACCAACCACCACAGUCAAUCCCUGCAGUAGUGGAGGUCAUAAGUGUGGUGACGGAACUUGUGUGACUACAUCUAAGGUCUGUGACUACACUCCAGACUGCUCUGAUCGUUCUGAUGAAAGAAACUGUGGACCAUGCGACUUUGAAACUGACUCAUGUGGAUGGACAGACUUCAGCACAGGCAGGUUCAAUUGGACUAAGAGUACCAGUUCAGUCAUGGGUACAAAAGGCCCUGCAGCAGAUCACACUCUACGUUCAAACAAGGGUCACUAUAUGUUUGUGGAAGAUUCCAGAGGUGUAUUCUUUAGUUCCGCUGUCCUUCAGAGUCCUACAUUACCACCAGCAUCAAGAUACUGCCAAAUGUUCUUCUACUAUAAUAUGCGAGGACAAACGGCUGGAACUUUUGAGGCAGGAAUAGUUAUCAACGGUACUUACAAACGCCUUUACAGUAGAAGGUCGAGUCCAUACUAUUCGUCAACAGCAUGGUACCGAGGCACAGUGUACAUCGGAGCAUCAUUUAGAAACGCCAUACCAAAUAAUUACACAGUCCAAUUCAAGGUUCUGCCAUCUCAAGGCUUCACCUCUACAUCCACUUCUGAUAUUGCUAUUGAUGACAUUUCAUUCAACUAUUGUGACAGAAAAGUGUACCCACCAAACCUCGCUUGCAAUUUUGAAAAGGAUCUGUGUUCCUGGGCCCAGGCCCAAGAUGAUCAGUUUGACUGGACACGAAAGUCCGGCUCAACAACCAGUGUUGGAACAGGACCAAGGUUUGACCAUACGACACAGAGAUCUGGAUAUUAUAUCUUUAUUGAGACAUCUUCCCCAAGAAGAAAGGGAGACAUUGCAAGAUUACAGAGUCCGCUACUGCCACCAACACCAUCAGAUGGACACUGUUUAAGCUUCUGGUACUACAUGUUCGGGCCUACUAUCGGAAACCUCACCAUCCGUCUAAGCACAGACUCCAACUCCUCUGUGUUCUGGUCAAAGUCAGGGCCCCAAGGUGAUAAGUGGAUCAAGGGGCAGAGAACACUGGUUUCAAGCAUAAAUUAUAUUGUAUACAUUGAAGGAACCGUGGGGUCUGGAUAUCAAGGAGACAUUGCUCUUGAUGACAUUGGUAUAAUAAAGGGGGCAUGUCCAACACCUCGAGGAUGUGACUUUGAAAAUGGAUACUGUAACUGGCAACAAUCUACUCAAGAUGAGUUUGACUGGUCGAUUGGUAGCAAUGGAACUGUAUCGCUUGGAACUGGCCCUACAUAUGACCACACGUUUGGGUCUAAUACAGGUCACUUUGCUUUUAUUGAAUCAUCUGCUCCAAGGGUCAGAGGAGACCGUGCUGUCCUUAUCAGUCCGAUGUAUAAUGGUCACAAAGGCGCCGUCGGUACAUAUACAUACUACUCUACAACCUGUUUAUCAUUCUGGUACCAAAUGUAUGGAACUAGCGUUGGAAGUUUGAACGUGUACCAAAAGCAAAAUGGGACAUUCAGAAGCCAGUUAUGGUACUUAAAUGGAAACCAAGGGAAUAUGUGGAGACGGGCCAGCGUAAUGGUUAACGCUCACAAUAAACCAUUCCAAAUUCAAAUCGAAGCAGUACGAGGAUCUUCAUAUUCAGGUGACAUUGCUAUAGAUGACAUAGCAUGGGAGGAUGGUGGCUGUUCACCUCCCGGCUACUGCAACUUUGAAGUGGACAUGUGUGGAUACAUAAACAUUCAAACAGGGGAUGACUUUGACUGGCUCAGAGACUAUGGUGGAACACCCAGCGCGGCAACAGGACCAAGGGUUGAUCACACUAAAGGUACAACUACCGGGUACUACAUGUACAUUGAAACAUCAGGUUCCAAUAGGAUAGUAGGACAGAAAGCAAGACUUGUCAGUGAACAUCUUCAUGCAACAAGUUCCUUUGGAAGCUGUGUCCGUUUCUACUAUCACAUGUAUGGAUCAGGCGUUGGAGCUCUCAAUGUCUACACGCAAUCAGUAGCAUCAAAUAACACCAAACUCAUGUGGUCUUUGUCUGGCAAUCAAGGUAACCUAUGGAAACUGGGGCAGGUCAACGUGAACCAAGGCUCAGACUACGAUGUCGUAUUUGAAGGAGUGUAUGGUGGAAACUUCACUGGCGAUAUCGCCAUUGAUGACAUAACAGUGUCCAACUACAGAUGCUAUGGUGCCACAACUACAAUGACGACACCAACGACUGUGACCUCACCAGCAACCUAUCCACCAACGAAAAUUGACUGUGACUUUGAAAUGAACAUUUGUGACUGGAGUCAAGACAAGACUGAUAAAUUUGAUUGGACAAGACAUGCAGGUAGAACAUCCUCAUCAAACACAGGUCCAACAGCUGAUCAUACUCGCGGGGAUUAUCAGGGACAUUACAUGUACACUGAGGUUUCAUCCAAAGCUCCCAAUAGUACAGCACGAUUGAUCAGUUCAACAUGGGUAAUAUCCUCACAAGGGAGCUGCUUUAAGUUUUGGUACUUCAUGUAUGGCGCAAAUAUCAAUCGACUGAAUGUGUAUGCCAGGAAUGGAGGAAGAGACACCAGGUUAUGGACACGAGCUGGAGAUCAAGGACAAAUGUGGAAAUAUGCCCAGAUAUUCUUGAAGGGCUUUUCAGGGUCUACUGCUAUUGUAAUUGAAGGUUUUGCUGGGUCAGGGUAUGUAGGAGAUAUUGCCAUUGAUGAUAUAUCCAUGAACAGUGACCACUGUCCAGCUCAAGUUUCUUGCGAUUUCCAAGAAGGAACAUGUGGUUACACUCAGGAGUACUCUGACAACUUUGACUGGACAUUACACAAUGGAGGAACAACUAGUUUAGGAACUGGACCCACAAGUGACCACACCUUUGGAACUCCAGAAGGUGCAUACAUGUACAUUGAAACAUCAUCCCCACGAAGGCGUGGUGACAAGGCAAGACUGGAUAGUCCUCUUCUCGUUCCAACUUCUGGAUCUUGUCUUCAGUUUUGGUAUAAUAUGAAUGGGCGAACAAUGGGAACUCUAAAUGUAUAUCAGAGACAAGCAAAUAAUUUAGGGACUCCUAUCUGGACACGAAGUGGAAAUAUCAAUACUGACUGGCUCAUUGCACAGGUGAAUUUGCGAAGCACAACCCAAUUCCAAUUUACGUUUGAAGGCAUAGUCGGUAAUGGAUUCCAGGGUGAUAUUGCAAUCGAUGAUCUAAUGUAUAAGUCCGUACCAUGUGCUCCUGAAGGUGACUGUUCAUUCGAAAACGACUUCUGUACCUGGCAAAACUAUGGAAAGAAUGACACAUUUGAUUGGAUAAGAGGCAAGGGUGCUACAUCUUCUUCAGGAACUGGCCCUAGUGUAGAUCACACAUUAAACUCACGGUAUGGGACGUACGCCUACAUCGAAGCCUCUAGUCCAAGAAGACAAGGUGACAAAGCUUGGCUUGUAUCUACAGCUUUCAGUAAUGUGACACGAUGUCUUUCCUUCUGGUACAACAUGUAUGGGUCAGGAAUGGGAUCUCUUAAUAUCAAGCUUUGGCCAAAUGGUGCCGCAGUACAAAAUCUGCAAACAGUGCAGAAGGCCACUUCUGGAACACAGUGGUAUCUGACACGAUUGACAAUCCAAAAUCAAACAGUUGACUACAGAAUCAUCAUUGAGGGAAUAGUUGGGCGCAGUUAUUUGAGUGAUAUGGCUAUUGAUGACGUUGUUUUACAAGUAGGUGCCUGCAAUGCCAUCCCUACCCCUACACCAUUCCAGAACUGUGCAUUCCAAUGUCCAACUAUCUCAACUUGUGUCAGUACUCCCCAUGUAUGUGACUUUAAUUCUGACUGUCCAAAUGGAGAAGAAGAAACUGCGUGUGGCUACAACUGUAACUUUGAUAAUGGUACCUGCAAAUGGGUCUCAAGGGCUAAUGGAGGUUUCACAUGGACACGUUACCAUGGCGCUACACCGGAUUCCAACACUGGUCCUUCGACUGAUCACACUCUGGGCUCAUCAUCAGGCUAUUACAUGUAUGUGGAUGCUUCUAAUGGAAGCAGGUAUCAACGGGCCGAUUUCACCAGUCCUGUCUUACAACAAUCGGCAUCAACAUGCCAGAUGUCAUUAUGGUAUCACAUGUAUGGUAGUGGAAUAGGAACAAUGACUGUGUAUCAAGUAGAAGGGACACUACGGACUAGGAUAUGGUACACGACAGGAAAUCAUGGCAACAGAUGGUAUCAAAAAAUAGUACCCAUUGGACGAAUGAACCGACCUUUCCAGAUCGUCAUCCAGGCAGCAAGAACUUAUAGUGUUCUAGGAGAUAUUGCUAUUGACGAUAUUCAGUUCCAGCACUGUGGAAUCCCAACACCACAAUCCUGUACCCAUACUUCAGCCCAGUUCCACUGUAACAACAACGCCUGCAUAGAUACAAACAGACAGUGUGACUACACUGAUGACUGCGGAGAUGGAUCCGAUGAAGCAACAACACUUUGUGCUGCACGCUACAAAAGCUGUGACUUUGAAAGAAGCAUCUGUAUGUGGACACAGUUGAAGGAUGAUGACUUUGACUGGUCGCGUCGCUCAGGCCAGACACCUUCAGCACAGACUGGUCCAUCAAAAGAUCAUACAUUAAACACAAUUUCCGGACAUUACAUGUACAUCGAAACAUCAUCCCCAAGGAAACAAGGCCAGAAAGCGAGACUGGCUAGUAUGGUGUUUGGACCAUCAACAACUGGACCAUAUUGCACCAUGCGCUUCUACUAUCUAAUGUAUGGAAAAGAUGUAGCAUCACUAGCUGUUUAUACCAGAGCCUCUGUUAAUGGACCCUUAAUGAGAAAAUGGAUGAGACAAGGAGAGAUAGGUAACUUCUGGUCCAGGACAGAGAUUCCACUCUAUUCUGCAACUCCAUUCCAAGUAGUCAUUGAGGCAAGCGUUGGCAAGAGCUAUUUCAGUGACAUAGCCAUUGAUGAUAUCACUUUCUCUCCGCUUUGUACUAAUUACACAGGAUCAUUCCCCACAGUUCAACCAGGCAUUUCCACACCUUCAACACAAAGCCCGUGUGGUGCUGGAAAGUUCCAGUGUUCCAUCGGAAAUCAGUGCAUAUCAUCAACUCAAGUAUGUGAUUUUAUUGCCCAGUGCAAUGAUGGUUCUGAUGAGUCUCUUUGUGGAAAAUGUAACUUUGAGACAGGUCUCUGUGGCUGGACUGUGGCUGGACUCAGCGUGGGAAGAUACAAAUGGGAAAGGCAUAAUGGGUCCACACCAUCAGCUGUAUCAGGCCCAUCUCAUGACCAUACUCUAGGAUUAUCUGGAAUUGGCUGGUACAUGUUUGUCGACUCUUCUCUAGGAUCCUUCUUUGGAGAUGCAGCGAUGAUGUCUCCGGUUUAUGGACAACUAUCAAGUGGAUGUCAAGUAACAUUCUGGAUCUUUAAGAACGGCAAUCAAGGAGGAGUAAUGAGAUUGUUUCUCCUUGCUCCAGGUGCAUCAGUGAACAGUAAGACAGGAAAGACUUUGAUCUGGUCAGCACUUGGUGACAAAGGCAAUCAGUGGGUCAAUGUAACAGUUGGAACAGGCGCAAGAGGACCUGGAUUCCGUCUGUUGUUUGAGGCUACUCAAUUCCAGAAAUCUGUCGAUAUGGCCAUAGAUGACAUUUCAUUCACUCAGUGUGCUAUUGGUAGUCAAAUGGCUUCAUGUUCAAGUAAUCAGUUCCACUGCAAGAGUGGAUCAUGUGUUGAUCAGAAUUCUCUGUGCGACUUCCAGAAUGACUGUGGAGACUGGUCUGAUGAAUCGAGCUGUUCAAACUAUGUGGAACGCUGUAACUUCGAACAGGACAUGUGUAACUGGAUCCAAGAUAAAACAGAUGACUUUGACUGGCAACGAACUAGAGGAAGAACAAUGACGAUUGGCACUGGUCCAGAUUCUGACCACACGUAUGGUAAUGAGACUGGAUACUUUGUCUAUAUAGAAACAUCGGGUCCACGCAAACCAAAUGACACUGCAAGAAUUAUGAGUCCUAUCUUCCAGGCAACAACAUCGGGCUCUUGUAGCAUGAGGUUCUUCUAUCACAUGUUUGGUAAAGACAUCAAUUCUCUCACAGUAUACAAGCAAACGGCUGACGUUGGAGGUAGAAUUCCCAUAUGGAUGAGAAGUAACUCCCAAGAUGAUGCCUGGAAUCAUGCAAGUUUUGUCCUUACCAGUCAGCAGAAUUUCAGAAUUGUCAUUGAGGCGACGAGAGGCAGCGGCUAUCUUGGAGACAUUGGACUUGACGAUGUAUCAUUUACACCAGGGUGUCAAAUUGCAAACAGAGUUACUCUUCCCGUGUCUCAAGCAACGCCUGGUCCGUGUGGGUUUGGUAAACAGCAAUGCAAAGAUGGGAAGCAAUGUGUCAAGGCAGGAUCAACCUGCAACUUCAGAAAAGAUUGCUCAGAUGGAAGCGAUGAAGCAUCCUGUCCUUAUACAUGUAGUUUUGAGGGAGGCAACUUCUGUCAAUGGACAAACCAAAUUGCAGGAUCAACAUUCAACUGGACACUAGGUACUAAUGGAAACCCAGCAAGUAAAACCGGACCUAGUGGUGAUCACACAUCAGGACAAAGUAAUGGCCAUUAUGCAGUUGUAAGUAAUUCAGGGCGAAAAUCCCAGGAGAAGGCGCAGCUUGUCAGUCCUCUUUUCAGUCAAGGCGGACCUACAUGUAGCAUAACAUUUUGGUAUGCUUUAGGAGGAUGGGAAUUCUCAUCAUUCAGUCUGCUGUUAAGGACAGGAGGAAUUGAUGCACAUAUCUGGCAAAUGCCUAACAGUCCAAAACCGUUGAACAACUGGUACAAUGUCACUGUUAAUUUACCAGUCUGCUCCUCAGACUUCCAGCUUGUGUUUGAGGCUGUUGCAACCUCAAGCUCAGUUUCAUACAUCGCAGUCGAUGAUCUGGCAUUCGUCAGUUGUGGAGAAUCGUUGCCUCAGGGACAGUGCCUUCUUGGACAGUACCAGUGUGCCAGUGGGCACUGUGUACCAGAAAACCUGAAAUGUGACUAUCAAACAGACUGCUGUGAUGGAUCGGAUGAAUCCGUGAAUAACUGCAAUGCUUACUAUGGAUGUGAUUUUGAACAAGGCACAUGUGGGUGGAUUCAGGAUAUGAACGACAACUUUAACUGGACCAGACAACGUGGACGAACAAUGUCAUUCCUGACAGGACCAAGCAACGAUCAUACAACUCUUUCAACCACAGGCUACUAUUUGUAUAUUGAAUCAUCACCCCCAAGAAUGCCUAACGACACUGCAAGAAUCAUAUUUGCUCUGCCAAAGACAAACGGGCCUUGUGCCAUUCGAUUCUGGUACCACAUGUAUGGAGCAAACAUUGGUGCCCUCAAUGUCUAUCAGAAAUCUUUCCAGGCAACAAAACUUCUGUCGUCAACAACCAGUGAGCAAGGAAACAGUUGGCUGCGACAAGAAGUAAGCUUCCAAAGUUCCACACCAUAUGAAGCUAUCAUUGAAGGUGUGGUUGGUGUUGGAUACAAAGGUGACAUAGCAAUAGAUGAUAUCACAUUCACACCUGGCUGUGGUGCUGCUCCACCAACCACAAAUGUUCCAGUUACAGGAAUUACACAGUACCAAACAUUUACACCACCAGCUAACUACACUGGAACUCCAUGUGUUAACAACCAGUUCACCUGUAGUGAUGGAUCGUGCAUCCCUCCAACCAAGACAUGUGACUUUACCCCUGAUUGUCCAAAUGGCAUUGACGAACAAAACUGCCCCAUCACGUGUGGUUUUGACACGGAUACGUGUGGUUGGCUUAACGCUCACCAAGACAAAUUCAACUGGGAGAGGGCUUCAGGGGCAUCAACAGCGAGUGUACCAGCUAUGGCUCCAACGGUUGACAGCACAUCCAACCCUAAGGGAUACUUUGUAUUCAUCCAUGAUCAGACAUCAGCUCAUCCAAGUGGGAACAAUGCUGUUUUUACAAGUCCAACUUACAAUGGAGCCAGUUCCGAGUGCAAGCUUCAAUUCUACUACUACAUCCAAGGAUCAGGAUUUACCACUCAUCUUACUCUCUCCAUCUACGAAAAGGGAGAUAAAUCAAAGCUAUGGCAAGACAACACAGACCAUGGACAGACAUGGCAACACACAACAGUAGGAAUUGGUAGAAGACAGUCUCCCUUCACAUUGGAAUUUGAAGUGGUCGGUCCCUAUUUCUACCAGCGAAAGAUUGCACUGGAUCAAUUCCAGUUCCAAGACUGUGGACGCCCCCUUCCCCAACCAUCGUGUAACCUAGCAACUCAGUUCAAGUGCACAAAUAAGGCUUGUGUCAGCUUAAGUAGGAAAUGUGACAUUACAGACAACUGUGGGGACAGUUCCGAUGAAACAGAUCCAGACUGUUCAACAUACAAGAAGUUUGACUUUGAGCAUGGCUUUGGGGAUCUACUUCAAGGCAGAAAUGGACUUGAUGAUAACUUUGACUGGAUCCGCUGGAACGGCAGCACACCUUCAUAUAACAGUGGGCCAGAUCGGGAUCACACUACCGGAUUAGCAACUGGGCAUUACUUAUAUAUGGAAGCCUCACAACCGCACAAGUAUAAUGACAAGACAUGGUUGAUGACUAAAACAUUCAGUCCAACAGCAGGGAAGAAUUGCCGUAUGAGGUUCAGCUAUUUUAUGUAUGGGACGUUUGUCAAGCAGCUCAACAUCUACACCAGAAUUUACAACUCUGGAACACCUACCAACCUUGUCUGGGCAAGGGCCGGAGAUCAAGGUGCAGCCUGGCUACAGGACGACGUCGCUCUUAAUAGUUCCAACAGCUUCCAGGUUAUCAUUGAAGGCAAAAUCGGAGACAGCUACUCAGGUGACAUUGCCAUUGAUGAUGUAUCCUUCACACCAGACUGUCAAUACUCGGGACAAUCUCUGCCAGACGCUCCUCGUCCUGAUGUGACUGGGACAACACUGACCCCACCAACCACAGCCCCCCAUUCCUGUGAUCUGAACAAAGAGUUCAACUGCCAUGUUAGUGGAAAAUGCAUAAACAAGAUAAAAGUGUGCGACUUCCGAAAAGACUGUCCAGACGGCUCAGAUGAAUCCAGUUGUGUUGCUGCAACAACCACCUUUGAGUCAGGAAACAUGGGUAACUGGCAUAUCAACGAGACUGAGCUUGUUCCUGGGCAGACAUACAUCUGGCAAGAUACUUACGGCGGGGCCAUACUGAAUGACCAAUACCGGCCAUCACAUGACCAUACCAACAGUGCCACGAACACAGGCUGGUUCUUGUGGGCAGACAGUUCUCCAGGUUCAAUCAAGGAUACAACAACAAUCAUCACUCCCACAAUUAGCCAGACAGGGCCUCAAUGUCAACUGCAGUUCUAUUACUUCAUGUCUGGGAAUGCACUGGGAACCCUGGAGGUGUACAUGAAGUUUGGUAGCAGCAUGGUGCAGAUGUGGGCGACAAGUGGUGUCCAUGGGACGACGUGGAACAAAGCACUUAUCUUCCUUGGAUAUUCGCAAAGCUUCCAGAUUGUAAUUCAAGCAAGACGUGGAUACAGCUACCGAGGUGACAUUGCACUAGACGAUGUGUCCUUCAUCAACUGUAAGCCAGUGACACCAUCCCCGAAUGGAUGCAGUGCAACACAAAUGACCUGCAGCAACGGCUUCUGCAUUGACCAGUCCAAGAAGUGCAACUUCGCCAACGAUUGUGGAGAUGGAUCCGAUGAGUUGCAAACCCAAUGUAAUAGUCUGUACAAAGGAAGAUGCGAUUUUGAACAUUACAUCUGCUCGUCCUGGACCCAGGAGGUCAGCGCCAAACUCAACUGGACAUUGCACCAAGGUGUCACACUGACCCCAGGCACUGGACCAUCGGUGGACCACACAUCGCGUCAUGCAACUGGACACUAUCUGUAUAUUGAAACCUCCUCACCAAGCCAGACAGGAGACAAGGCCAGACUCGCAUCGUUUGUCAUUAAGGGGUCGUCUACCAACUGUGCUAUCCGACUAUGGUACAACAUGAACGGCGCGGAUGUUGGUGCACUGACCAUCUACAAGAGAUUCGACUACACUACGACUGGGCUGUAUCUGAUCGCAAACUACACAACAAAUAGAGGCGAUGUCUGGAUAGAGUCACAGAACACCCUCGACAACAAAGGCGGGACAGGAGACUACCGGGUUGUGAUCGAAGCAACGAAGGGAAACGGUUACCAUGGUGACAUUGCAAUUGAUGACGUUUCACUUACGCCAGGUUGCCAACGAGGAGGGUAUAUCCCCGGUCAAGCCACGCCUCCCCCGACCACACCAUCUUCUUGUAAGAAUAACCAGCGCAGCUGCACUAACGGCAACUGUUACAGCCGGAAUGAGGCGUGCAACUUCCAUGACGACUGCGGCGACCAGACUGAUGAAUUAUCAUGUGGAACUUCAUGUACAUUCGAAGACGGGAUGUGUGGGUGGAAGAAUGACAAGGGAGAGAAUUUUGACUGGACCACUCACACCGGCCAAACAACCAGUGCCAACACGGGGCCUACCAAUGAUCACACUUUUGGCACCGGCAAUGGUCAUUACAUAUACAUAGAGACCAGUGGACAGUUACGUAAUGGCGAUACUGCAGUUCUUGAGAGUUCCAUCUACACACAGAGCGGUCCCAACUGCCAGCUGACGUUCUGGUACAACAUGUAUGGCGCCAACGUCGGGAAGCUCAAUGUCCUUGUUAAGACAGUGCAGGGUGGCAUCGUUUCACUGUGGUCAAAGACCGGAAAUCAGGGACAGCCAUGGCAACAGGCAAAUCUUACCAUUGGUUCAAGGACUAAAUUCGCAAUACUCUUUGAAGCUACAAGAGGAAAUGGUUAUCAAGGCGACAUUGCACUGGAUGACAUAUCACUCAACAACUGUGGGAUUGGCACAUUAGCACAAAAGUGCGGCGACAACCAGUUCAUAUGUACAAACCAGAUCCAAUGUGUGGACUACAUAAAUAUGUGUGACAAAAAAUCCGACUGCAACGAUGGCUCAGAUGAACUUUCAAGCAACUGCCCCACCCAGCUUGGAGACUGCACGUUUGACAGCCAGAACUGGAUGAGCACAUGUCAAUGGACAUCGGUCAACACUACUGAUGCCCAGUGGUACCAGGCUGCACGAACACCCACCAAGGGCACAGGACCUGGCAGUGACCAUGGUCGACGUGCAGGAGGAAAAUACAUCUUCAUGGACAGCAGCAAGAUGGCUGUUGGAGACAUAGCCAGCAUAGCCACGCCUCAAUUCCCUCCCAGCACCGAGCUGUGCCACCUGCGAUUCUACUACUAUAUGCACGGAUCAACUAACAUGGGACCACUAAACGUGUACAUGGUGAAUACACAAGGUCAACGACAGCUCGUGUGGACGCUGCAAAACAACCAUGGCACACGGUGGGCCCGAGUCAACAUUCCUAUUGGCAACACGCUCGGGUUUAAGGUCAUCUUCGAGGCAGAACGAGGUACUGGCAAACUUGCUGACAUCGCCAUCGAUGACGUCACAUUUACCCCGGAAUGUACCACAGGAAAGGCUCGGCCAGCCAGUGGACUUGUGUGUAGUUUCAAAGAGAAUCUGUGCGAACCUCUCAAUCAGUGUCAACCAAGCACCUGGCACUGUGAUGGUGUGCAGGACUGCACCGAUGGAAGUGACGAACCCGCCAGCUGCCCCACCAUCUCUCAUUCAGUUUAUUCUAAGACAGUCACGUCGACCACACCAACCACGUCACGGACGACAUCUGGAAUCACGUGUCCAGAUAGUAAAUUUGCUUGCUCCGGACUGUGCAUCUCGUCCGUACUACUCUGUGAUGGUGUGAGCGACUGCCCUGACGGCUCAGAUGAAAACUCGUGUGAAACGUGCUCCAAAAGCAGCUUCUACUGCCUCCAGAAACGACAGUGUAUGGGUCGAUGGAUGAUCUGUAAUGGAAAGUCCGAAUGCUUCCACAACAUUGGUGACCAAUUUGGUCAAGAUGACGCCAGUUGUGGAGAAUGUCCGACCAACUAUUGCCUGAACGGAGGGACUUGCGUCGUAAAACCAGGAAACAAGGGCCCAGUUUGCAACAACUGUCCCGCCGGGUUUGGAGGUCGGCGCUGUCAUCAGAACAUCCAAGGUCCUACACGAGCUUCUGUACAGAAGACUACCACUCACACUGCUGCCCUGGCGGCCUCGCUCAGUGUUGUCCUGGUGCUACUUGCUGUGGGAGGCGUUGUUGGCGGACUCUUCUUCUACCGGCGUCGAAAGGCCAGGCAACUCCUGUAUGGCAGUGGAAAUCAAGGCUUAACCAACCCUGUGUAUGACUACGGGAGCGGAGAAACUGACUACCAAAUGAGUGAUCUUGAGCCUCAAGGCCUCAGCUCAGACCCAUCGCUAUCCAUCGACAACCCACUCUACUCCGAAGCUUAAAUGUCCUGUCAUCUGGAAAAUCCUGAACAAUGCUUGCAAAUAUAUAAUUCUUACUUUAAAACAUGUUUUCCGUGAUAUCUAAAUUUGUAAAUGUUACAAGUAAAACCAUGUUGUUAUUGUUUAAUUGGUAAUGUUCCUCUGAAAUAAAUGAAUUUUCAAAUACA